Molecule: messenger RNA, 1155 nt
Organism: Labrus mixtus (cuckoo wrasse)
Lineage: Eukaryota; Metazoa; Chordata; Actinopteri; Labriformes; Labridae
Exons: 6
Coding region: 1-1140 (379 amino acids)
Biological process (GO): DNA integration
Molecular function (GO): protein dimerization activity; nucleic acid binding
Source: RefSeq, a predicted model, not a curated record
AUGGAAGAAGUGAUGAGGAGGACCAGAGGAGGAGCCUCAGAGCCAGCAGAGAGGACCUCAUCAGCCUCAGAGCCAGCAGAAAAGAUGCCUCGGAUGGAGGCUGCAAGCCAGAGCAAACUUGGAAGCAUUUUUGAUGAAAUCCUGGAGGAAAGCACAUCUGUGUCAACCCUCACAAGUGUAGGUAUUGAAGUGCAGACCUACUUAGCAAGUGUGGAGAGCGAAAGGCUCUUCAGCACAGCCUCCAUUAUUAUCGAUGAAAGGAGGAACAGGCUGACGGCUGAGAAGGCCGAAAUGUUCAUCUUUUUGAAGAAGAACCUGCACCUCAUGUUGAAAAAGACAGAUCUCUACACACCUGUUGAUGAUGAUGCUGAUGAGGAGUUGGACCGUAUUGUAAGCGAAGUCCACAGAAGCCAUCCAAACACCGGCUACAAGCUAAUGCGUGGACAUUUGAAUGCUAGAGGUGUGCGUGUUCCAAUCUCAAGACUGCGAGAGUCUUUGCACAGAGUGGAUGCUGAGGGAGUGUACAUGAGACCUCUACGGCUGCAUGUAAUAAGACGACGGCAGUAUUCUGUUCCUGGCCCAAACUCUUUAUGGCACAUAGAUGGUCACCACAAGCUCAUAAGGUGGAGAUUUGUUGUCCAUGGUGGGGUGGACGGAUUCAGUCGACUGGUGGUCUACCUGAAUGUGGCUGGCAAUAAUAGGGCUAGCACUGUCCUACAGAGCUUUAUCAAUGCCGUUCAGCAGUACGGGCUGCCGUCAAGGGUACGGUCUGAUAAAGGAAGAGAGAAUUCAGACGUAGCAGAAUUCAUGAUCAGGAGCAGAGGUACCAACAGGAACUCUCACAUCACAGGCAGAAGUGUACACAAUCAGCGAAAAGAGAGGAUGUGGAGAGAUGUUUAUGAGCAUGCCCUAGACCUCUUCUAUCAGAUCUUCACUUCAUUGGAAGAUCAGGGAACACUCAAUCCAGACAACGAAGUCCAUCUUUAUGCCAUGCACCGGAUCUUCCUUCCCCAAAUUCAGAGAACCCUCAGCUCCUUCAGAGAUGCUUCGAACUUUCAUGGACUUAGAACUGAAAGGAAUCAAUCACCUAAUGAACUCUGGAGAAGAUACAGAGAGCAAGGCCCCAUGGAGGAAAUUUAAAAAAAAGAUUGUAGU